Lichtheimia ornata is the source of this 1344-nucleotide messenger RNA. RefSeq lists its product as uncharacterized. Bases 1 to 1344 code for a protein of 447 amino acids. The transcript has a single exon. NCBI's taxonomy places the organism in Eukaryota, Fungi, Mucoromycota, Mucoromycetes, Mucorales, Lichtheimiaceae. The record is from RefSeq and is a predicted model, not a curated record.
AUGCUGUACGAUGAUCCUACCGCCCUAUUAGAUGAUGAUGCUGUUGAUGACAUCACCUACAACAAUGAGACACGACGACAACAAGCCUUUGACGAAGGCAGGAAUUGGUUGUACAAGAAUCCCCAUUUCUCUUUAAUCCACGUGGAGAAGCACAACGAUGAUGACACAGUUACCAUGACAAUGGUGGAUGUUACCACAGCAGAUGCAAGAUGUCGACAACAACUACAAGAACAAGGUUACUAUUGCCUGUCUCACUUAUGGGGACGCGACGCGAAGAAUUACACGUGGGACGAUAGCGGCGUUCUGACAAAAAAGGGAAAUGCCGAUGAUGAUGAUGGUGGCGCUGUAUUGGCACCUGCUGUACCUAUGCGUAUUGAGAAACGAGCCACUUUACUUGCUCUACUAGAACAACAUCCAGGGUUUUGGUGGAUUGAUGUGUUUUGUGCACGUGUCGAUACCCCUCUCAGGAUCAUGGGUAGCAUCUACAAAUAUUGCACUGCAUGCUUUGCCAUGAUGGAUUGCUCAUUUCAAACGCUCAAGCAACUGGAUCAAGGUUUGCCUUCGCUUAUGCAAGAGGUGUCUUUACAUUUUCCUGAAAAGAAACGACCUUCACAUCGAUUGCCUAUCUUCAUUGGUUAUGUGGAUGACGAUGAAAAAGAAGAGAUGGAUGAGGAUAAAGCUUUAUUAUUUAAAACAACCCUUGACAAGUAUCCCACCGAGGUACAAGCAUUGCUGGAUCUCACACAAAGUACAUGGUUUACGCGUGUAUGGACAUUGCAAGAAGCUGUGUUACCUCGACAAUUAUUCAUGGUGCCUGAAACAACACAAUCAUCAACAAGCAAUCUUGAUACUGAUACACUCGACUUUUCUCUGGUUCAGAAAGUCUCUGAAAGAUUGACCACUGUGGGCAACGCCAUCAUGAAAGGAGGAGCAUCAAAGGCGAUAUUGAGUGAUCAGCAUACACAUCUUAUUCAACAACUGGAGACGCAUGUACAAGAAAUCAGCGUGGCCCAAGAAACAUACAAGCAAGCGGAUGCCUUGGAUGAACAUGAUCGACUUCCUUGUUUGCAGAGUACAUUGCACAAAUUUGCAGAGUCAACAAGAACAUGCACAGACCCAGUAGAUUUUGUUUAUGGCGUCAUAGGAUUACUCGAUAUUGGUCUUCCCCGUAUGAAUAGUGCAAGUGAUGUAUGGUAUGCUUUCCAGCGCAAGUUUAAGGAUAUGCGUGUCAAGCAGCUGGAUUUGCACUACUAUUCCGUUUGUAAAUCAGCACCCUUUGAUCUAUCACAAGCUAGUACUAUGAAAACAGUCUACUCGUCAUUUAUUAGAGAAAUGAAUUUGUAA